CAAACUCAAGGUGGAUCAGAAGAUCCAAAGAAGUCUGCCAUGCUUGCGAAGUGCUGUCGGGCUCUAUCUCCUCUGUCAUUAUUCUCCGGCGACCUUCCGUUGAAAGAUGAUGCUCGACCACUCUACUCACAAAGAGUCCCGGGGAUUUGGCUGGAUAAGCGCCAUGUGCAAUGGAGAAGCACCCUUCCGGGGUCCCUGUCACGACCACCACCGUGCUAGCUCCCCAAGUGCAAUCAUAGGGAUAGUCCAGGCAGAGACAGAUGAGUUGAUCCUCUUGAGCCCCUGGAGCCAGGGCCAAGAUCAGCAGGAGGGGCUCAGAGUAGGGCAAAGCCAAGGAAGGGAUGAUAUAAACCACUGGACCCGCCCUUCCUCACCGAAGAGAAAACUCUUUGCAGAGGUGGUUUAUCUGGCAGCGACCUUUACCAUGGGCACUUUCUGGACCGUGGAAGUCGUCCAAGUUCAAGUUGACUGUCCUUCGAUUCUGCUACUUGGCUCGCCUUUUGCUUGGCGGUGGCUGAACAGGGUCGGUGUGGCUUGGGAGGUACAGUACAGUAAGUCAAUGUGGCGUCGGUAUACGAUGUCCAACCUGCAUCCAUCUGCCUGGCCGACUCAUGCUCUCCCUCCCCUCACUCAAUCAUGAAGGCUAUCUCUGCAUCAAGAUACUUCUAGAGCAUACCUAUUACUGCGACAACGUUGAUCGAUCGCUCCGCAAGCCUAGCUGACCGCAGUAUCUGGCGGCGAUAACCGGAUGGCGCAAGCAAGAAGGCCAACUUACUGCUGAGGCCUUUCCCCAGGAGACGUGCAGUAACUACAAGGUAGCCGCCCUCGUCACAUCUUCAGCCAGCUUGGGCAUCGAG
Molecule: messenger RNA, 857 nt
Organism: Aspergillus homomorphus CBS 101889
Lineage: Eukaryota; Fungi; Ascomycota; Eurotiomycetes; Eurotiales; Aspergillaceae
Exons: 1
Coding region: 107-640 (177 amino acids)
Source: RefSeq, a predicted model, not a curated record